Bursaphelenchus okinawaensis is the source of this 279-nucleotide messenger RNA. The record is from the annotation of a GenBank genome assembly. Lineage: Eukaryota; Metazoa; Nematoda; Chromadorea; Rhabditida; Aphelenchoididae.
AUGACUCAAGAGGAGACGUGGGGACCAAACAAGAGAAUGGACAACGAUGUGAGGAAUAAGAAGGAAGGAGAAUAUAGAUUCGAGGAGUUGAGGCGUAAAAUCAAAUGAUUCUACUAAACCGAGCAAGAGUCCAAACUAAUCAGGCGUUAGCAUAAUGCUGCUAUAGAAAAGCCGGGAAGCGAGAGGGAGCGCUGUUACUGGCACUUGUUGGGGUUGACGGAGGUCGCCGUCCCGCUUCACAGCCCUGUGGCUACUGCUGAUGACAUCGGCAUCAAUUAG